Glossina fuscipes is the source of this 1531-nucleotide messenger RNA. RefSeq lists its product as uncharacterized. The record is from RefSeq and is a predicted model, not a curated record. The transcript has 4 exons. The coding region runs from base 681 to 1178 and encodes 165 amino acids. Lineage: Eukaryota; Metazoa; Arthropoda; Insecta; Diptera; Glossinidae.
UAUCGACAUUCAUAUAUUAUUGUUAUUUGUAACUGCGUCGCAAGAGACUAGAGUAAUAUGUAUGUUAUUCCUAAUAAUUAUCGUUAAUAAUUAAUAAGCUAAACUAAACCGUGUAUUUAAGUUGCAUUUUUGGUAUGGUUGAGAUGAAUAUUGAUGAAUAGAAAUUACCUUGAAAAUACCGGCAAAAACUAUAUUCACUCUUUUUACCCUUUUAGUAAAGUAAAUAAAAUUUAUAAUUAAUCUCGCAAAUGCCAGUAGUCGUUUCAAAAUCCAAUUGAUUCUCUGGACUUCUAUACUUAGUUUGCUAUUUUUUAUGACAAAAAUUUAAUACUUCAUUGGCCUAUCCGUCAAAUAAAAUGAAAAAAUUUGUUAACUCGCCUUGAUACACAAGGACAACGUAUUCAGAAGUGACUAUAGAAAUAACAAAUUUGCUAUUGUUCCGCAAUUGGGUGCAUUUCUAUGCGCUCCGUAUAUUUUCCGCAUUUAAUAAAAAUCUGUAAUUAAUUUCUUUUUUUGAAUUGUCAAAGCAUUAACUAUAGAAAGAUUUACAUAUUUUCGUUGUAAACUGGCAAAUCGGUCUCCCCAUCUUUUCCUACGAAAAAAAGGGAUUAAAGAACAUUUUAUUAUAAUAUAUAUAAACGAGAAAAAGGUCGUCAAAAUAGACCAACAACAUUAAAAUUAUGUAUAAAUAUUCAACAACAGAUUCCAUAUUUGAUGGCGUCCCCGACAUUAAUUUACUAAAAAAUGAAAGCAAAAAACAAUUGAGAGAAGUUUUAGGCCAAGAAGAACAAACAACUGAUUUGGAUAAUUUAAUGGAUGAUAAUAACACAAUAGCUGCCUCAACAGCGCUUAAAUACGAAAUACAAAGGCGUCUACAUAUACAAAAUAAAAAUAUUGGAGCAGCUGAAGAUGAGACGCCAACGAAUUAUUCUUAUGCCGAUACUGAAGAUGAGGAAACUGCGGUUUUAAAUGUUGACGGUUUGGUAGGUAAACUCAAGUCACGAAGACUUAAAGAAAUGGAAGCAAAGCUGACAACGGAUCAAUUGGCCGAAGAAAGAAGAAUUGAACGUGAACAAUUGGCCGCUAUUUUCGAAUUAUUAAAAAAGCAAGAGGCCGAAUUAAAUAUGAAGGAAAUCGAUGAACAUGAACUAAAUGCUCAAUUAAGCUUAUAUCGUUAAUUAUGUUGAAAAAUUGAUAAUUUUAUCUAGUCCUAAUAUUGAAAGGGCUUUAGUCAAAUUAUGUAGUGUGUGCUAAUUUUUGAAGACAUGAAAAUUUGGAAAUCGGCUGUAGUUGACUAGUUAGUAAAUUCACAACCAAAGAUCAAAAAAAAAAAAAAAAAACUAAAUAUAUGCUUACAUACAAUUUACUAAUUUUUUUGAAAAAUUAAAAUGAACAAUGAAACAAACCGUUGCGACCGCGAAAAUCGUUUCUUUUAAAUCUUAAAAUUUAAUAUAGUGUACCGCAUGGAUUGGAAACUCAUUUAUGUCGAAAAGCUUUCCGUUAUUACGAAGGAAAGAACCCGAAAAUGACU